AUGUCGUCGUCAUCUCAGGUCACCGAGUCUUGGAUCGCGUCUUUUUGUGGCUUGCUAGGCCACGAAUACUUUGCCGAGGUGUCAGAGGACUUUGUCGAAGAUGACUUCAACCUCACAGGUCUGCAGUCACAAGUGCCCAUGUACAAGGAGGCAUUGGAGAUGAUACUGGACGUUGAGCCCGAAGACGACGAGGAUGAAGAGGAGGACGAGGACGAAGACGAAGAAGACGAAGACAUACUGGGUGACGAACGAGCGCCGGGCUACCGACGAGCCAGUGAUCGCAGACAUUUGCGGAUAGCCUCCGAUCUCAGUGUGAUAGAAAGCUCUGCCGAGCUACUCUAUGGCCUCAUACACCAACGCUACAUUACCUCGCGCCCGGGUAUCCAACAAAUGGCGGAAAAGUACGAACUCCAACACUUUGGCAUCUGCCCGCGCGUAAACUGCAAUUCCUGCAAAGUGCUUCCCGUGGGCCUCAACGACAGCCCAGGCCACGAGACGGUCAAGCUCUUCUGCCCCUCGUGCCUCGACGUCUACACGCCGCCCAACUCACGCUUCCAGACCGUCGACGGUGCCUUCUUUGGCACCACCUUCCCCUCGCUCUUCUUCAUGACCUUCACCGACCUCGACAUUGGCGGCAACCUCCGCGCAAACCCCUCCUCCUCCAUCGACGCCCUCGCCCAACUCAACGCGCAAUCCGCCGACGCCGCCAACAACAAACCUCGCAACACGACGCCCUCGAAUGUCACGUCAAUAAACGGUGUGGCGCCACACAACCUCGCCCCCAGCCUCGGCACCGGCAGCAUCUACGAACCCCGCAUCUACGGCUUCCGUGUCAGCGAGCGCGCCCGCUCAGGCCCCCGCAUGAAGUGGCUGCGCAUGCGGCCCACGGAUGUGACAGAGCUCGACGAGACACGACGCUACUGGGAAGACCGGGACGACGAUGCGGAUCGGCCAGACGACGAAGAUCUCAACAUGGUGGAUGUGGCAGAGGGAGGUGGCGCAGCAGCCAAGGGCACAGCCGGCGCAGAUCGCAGGAAGAAGCCAAUUCGCACACGGAGACGGCCGACGAAUGGUAGUCAUACUGGGGCUGGGGCCGUCGGUGGAGGCGCCAGCCCCAUGGAUGCUAAUGGUGUUGCGGCGGGGACGGGGGCAGCGACGCCCGUGGGUUAG
Messenger RNA from Plenodomus lingam JN3, 1170 nucleotides. It is a transcript of the gene CKB1, whose product is annotated as casein kinase 2 regulatory subunit. Lineage: Eukaryota; Fungi; Ascomycota; Dothideomycetes; Pleosporales; Leptosphaeriaceae. Gene Ontology annotation, cellular component: cytoplasm; UTP-C complex; protein kinase CK2 complex. Gene Ontology annotation, biological process: regulation of transcription by RNA polymerase III. The record is from RefSeq and is a predicted model, not a curated record. Gene Ontology annotation, molecular function: protein kinase regulator activity.